UAGGAGUCUGUAGUAAUAAACGAAUUGAAUUAUUUUAUACAGUGCAUAGCUAUAAACUAAUAUAACAAACAAGUUAUUGGUAUAAUAAAAGUGAAAUACAUUGAAUUCAAAGAUGUGGAAGUUAUCGGCUCUAGUGGUGAUGUUAUGUCUAGCGACUACCGUGCAUGGACAUUUGCAGAUGACCUUUCCCCCGGCCAGGAAGUUUGCAUUGGACUUCCUGGAUAACGUCAGAACUCCGGCUCCGUGCAGUGGAAUGACAUUUACAGAUGGAAUGCCGAUUACGACACUGGAAACAGGAAAAACAGUCAGAGCUACAUGGCACGUCGCUUAUCCACAUAUGGGCGGAAUCAGAUUUGAGCUUCUGAACGCUACAUCCGGCGAAGUUACGGCAAACUUGACUGGUGACGGAUACCAAUACACCAAUGAUUCAACGAGACUUUACCAUGAUCUCACGUUUGGGGCAGAUCAUGUUUGCGAUCACUGUAUCCUAAGAAUAACUCGGCAAGCAGGUGAAUGGACUGCUGGGGCAGAUGGAUAUCUCUUUUGGAGCUGCGCUGAUGUGAAAAUAAUGGCACCAGGGAUUGAUUGCUACGACGGAAAAUGCUUGAAUGGAGGAACAUGCGACGCCGGGACCUGCCAGUGCGCCAAAACCUACACAGGGGACAGAUGUGAGUACAAAAACGACUGUGACGAUGAUACAGAUUGCAAUAGUAACGGAGUUUGCUACGAUAUCCAAUCCACGUAUUAUCCGACCAAAGUCUGCUAUUGUAACGCUGGCAAAAUGGGAAGAUACUGCAGCAAAGAUUCUCCUGUAACGAACGCAGUGAAAACAGCUGAAGAGUUGACGGGAUAUUACAAAUCUGAGUUGUAUGGAAAUCCAGAGUUCAGCAUGUACUGGAAGCUUUUGGGAACCAAUAAGGACGAGAUCGAAGUUGUUCUGCAAGUAAAGACGAAGACCUGGGUCGCUUUAGGAUGGAGACCAAACACUGUAACUGGAACAUGCAGGAGUUUUCCUGUAACCAGUGGAACGCCAACCGGCACUCCGGAAGGAACUCCUGAGGGCACAGCAGAACCGGAAACAACUCCUGAACCGGCCUCCGAACCGGAAACAACACCGGAACCUACAACGGCGGCUGCUGCUCGGAAACGUCGAUCGUUGAGAAGAGUCAAAAGGGAAACUGAGGUAAACAUGAUCAAGCAACUCUGCCUCGCUGGAAAUGUCUCAGAAGCAAUCGCUUGGGCCAACAGCAAUUACAACUCUGAUCCAGGAGCUCCAGUGCCGGAACCAGAAGGUACUCCAGAAGGCACUCCCGCACCCGAAGGAGAAGGGGAACCCGCUCCUGGAACCACUGCCGCGCCAGAAGGUGCUCCCGAGGGCACACCGGAAGGUACCCCGGAAGGAACCCCGGAAGGAGCCCCGGAAGGUCAACCAGAGGGAAAUUCUGCUGCUUUGCAUGCUAUGGACUGCCAGGAUAUGGUCUUUAUUUCGGCUGAAGGUAACCGACAUCGCAUUCUUGACUCCUAUACCAGAGACAGAUCAACUCCAAGACCCGAUUCGUUCUUUGGCGGAACGGAUGAUUUGACUGCUGCCGCGGCCUCGCACGUUGAUGGAAUGUUGCAUGCAGCCUUUAGAAGGAAGCUUUACAGUGCAGACCAGGCCGAUCACACCAUUCCGGACGGACCAGCAACCUUCAUUUGGGCAAGAGGACAAGACCCGAAUAGAUUCUACCACUGGCCAAUCGGGGGACUUGAAAGAUGCCAAGCGUCCAACUAUGAUUAUUACAAGAUCAACGAACUGAAAUACCACGGCACCAAAGACUCCCAGAGAGGAUCCAGAACCAUCAAUGUUUAUGAUGAUCCUAACUCUACCGAAGAAGCAAGUGAAGGCACACACUCUUCCCCAAAAGAUUGCACAGACAAUUGCAAUUAUGUCGCACGUUGGAGAUACAGAAAGAGCACAGGAAUGGUGCAAUUCACUAUAACAGCAAAGGUGGCCCUGCAACAGUGGGCAGCUAUUGGCUUUUCUGACGACCAGGCCAUGGUCAACACGGACGCUGUCGUAGUAUGGAUGGAUAACGCGUCGAACCCGCCAACAGUAACCGAUAGAUAUAUUACCGCCAGGACUCCAGCAGGUGUCGCGCUUGACGGGGGAACCCCCACUACAUCCGUUGUUGGGGGAAGCUACAAUAAUGGUCAAAUGACGGUUGAAUUCACAAGACCUCUAAAAUCUACGGACGAUAAUGAUCUUGGGCUGGACACUUGUAGGUUUUUUCUGUAUGCAUGGGGGGGUAACGUGAACGGCAAUGACCUGACUUAUCACUCAUCUAGGGAGAGCAGCACUCAGAAGAUUUGCAUCGAUUCUGGCUCGGCAAGGAUCGCUAUCUCAAACAUACUAAGCUGGUCUUGGAUUGUUUGUGUGCUUAUCAUUUCUCGUCUAUCACUUCAAUGAUGACGUUACGAAUUACAAAUGACGUGUUCGUAUCAUGACAUCAUAACACAAGUCUAACAUUACUUCAAGAACGCAUCCUAAUACAGAAAAUGAAAACGUGGAAGUUAGAUAUUAGGAAAAGUUUGAAUUCUGUAAUUUGCGUUUCUUUGAUAUUUUUUUUAUAUUUUUAUGUAAUUAGUCUAAAAAAACGUUUUGCAACCUGGGAUUUUGAACAAGUGUCUGAAAUGAACAUUUUGUCCAAAUUUUUGCAACUAAAAAAUAGUCUAUCUUAUAAGAAUUGCUGGUUGUUAUUUAAUACCGGUCCGAAAUCAUUACUGUGGUCCGAGAUUUCCUCUCAAAUUUGUUACCUUAUCCAAUUCUUUGCUGUUUUGGUUUGAAUAUUUAUACUCUUUAUAAUACCAAGGCACAGCCAUUCUAUAUAGCUUUACAAAAAUUUAGAAAUCCUAAUUCCCAUGACAGUCGGUCCUAGAUUAAAUAGAUGACACAAAAUUGGAGAUAACUUCAUUUUGUCAAAAUAUUCAUUAUUGACAUCAUUGCAGCACAAACUAGAUAAAACUGGUUAUAAUCUGACUUACAAUUCAAUUUGCGCAUUUUCGUCCGAAAAAAAUAAUCGUUUGUUCAAAUUCAAUGCAGUUUCAGUACAGAAUUUAGUGCAAAAGAAAUAAAAAUGGAGUGCUCCAGAAGUAUGCACACCAAAAUUUCGCACGACC
Messenger RNA from Styela clava, 3159 nucleotides. The record is from RefSeq and is a predicted model, not a curated record. Lineage: Eukaryota; Metazoa; Chordata; Ascidiacea; Stolidobranchia; Styelidae.